GUGUCGAAGCACAUGAUAAAAGAGAUCGUAUUCGUAAAGAAAUAUAUGUCAAAUUAUUGUUGGCAUAUGUUGUUGCCGUUAAGCAUCAUGUUCGAUUAGAAUUCGGCACUCAGUGGGAUGACUUGGAUGAUCUUCUUCCUGAAGGAUUCCAGAAGACAUAUUAUGAGGGUAGCGCCGCACUGACUGAACCUACCAUCGAAGAAGCUGAUCAGGAUCAGGAAGAAAAAUCUCAUGCAAUUAAUAUUCCACAAGUGACAUCGACGAGUCGACCAUUUUGCAGUAGAGUUCCACCUACUACUUAUUUCCGACUUCGACAAAGUUUGAAAAAUCUGUCUGAAGAAGAUAAGAAAAGGUUAUAUGGUGAAGGCAAUUACACCGAUUAUGAUGAUGUAGAUGCGAGCAUGAGUCUUCCUUUGGAAAUUAUAUUUCAUUUGAAUAUGUAUCUUGAAAAACAAAGUCGUGAUGGCAAAUUGGAUGCGGGUAAAUUUGGAUCAGUUGUCUCAAAUUUAAAUUCCUUAAUCGAUAAUUUGGGUAAUCUGGAAAGAAUUAGAAAUACGCCCAUUCCAACUGCUUAUAAUGUCCAUCU
Messenger RNA from Racocetra persica, 586 nucleotides. Lineage: Eukaryota; Fungi; Glomeromycota; Glomeromycetes; Diversisporales; Gigasporaceae. The record is from the annotation of a GenBank genome assembly.